ACAGACCGAAAAAGUCAAAGUACUCUGCAACCCGCAGACUGCUACUAAAGACCAAACUGCUGAAGAAAGCGGGGACCAUGCUGGUGGCUGAGAAGGAGGAGAAGAGGGUAGAGAGGGAAAACACCCUAAACGAGAGAGUUCCCCCUCUCCAGCUCUCAGGCCUGACCACUCAGCAGCUUCAGGAGGUUUGCAAAGACCUGCACCGUAAGAUUGAUGUCACGGACGAAGCGCGAUACGAUCUGGAAAUGAAAGCGAACAAAAAUGAAACGGAAAUUCAGCACCUGUCCCAGAAGAUCUGUGAGCUGAAGGGCAAGAUGAAGAGGCCCAACCUGAAGAGGGUGAAGAAGUCAACCGAUGCCAUGCUGGGGAACCUGGACUCCAAAAUGAACAAAUCCAACGACUUCAAAGCCAACCUGAAGACCGUAAAGAAGGAGGAGGAGAAGAAGGAGGAGGUGACAGACUGGCGUAAGAACGUGGAGGCCAUGUCCGGCAUGGAGGGGAGGAAGAAGCUGUUCGAUGCCGCACAGUAAACAGAUGAAUAAUAUCUGAACUUGGGGCCCUAAGAAAUGUAAUUCGCCGGAAGAGACACCACAGUGACUUGGGC
Molecule: messenger RNA, 604 nt
Organism: Conger conger (European conger)
Lineage: Eukaryota; Metazoa; Chordata; Actinopteri; Anguilliformes; Congridae
Product: troponin I, slow skeletal muscle-like
Exons: 7
Coding region: 78-530 (150 amino acids)
Biological process (GO): muscle contraction
Cellular component (GO): troponin complex
Source: RefSeq, a predicted model, not a curated record